Messenger RNA from Suillus discolor, 812 nucleotides. RefSeq lists its product as uncharacterized. The coding region runs from base 357 to 602 and encodes 81 amino acids. The record is from RefSeq and is a predicted model, not a curated record. NCBI's taxonomy places the organism in Eukaryota, Fungi, Basidiomycota, Agaricomycetes, Boletales, Suillaceae. The transcript has 3 exons.
CCUCAUGUUCCAAAACUCAUGACUCUUUCAAAAUAUCCGUGAAGCAAUCAACUAAAGCCAUCGCUGCGAACUCAGACAUGUGUAAGCUUCAUCAACUGCGGACGAGGGAUUAUGCUGCCCGCUGGCAGCAGUGGUGGCCGACGAUAUGCUCACAAGCCAUUAGGGAGUCGUAAAUCACAGAGCUUUGUCAUGCGUGCCUCUCGUCUAUAAAAUUUCCCGCCAACUGACCCAACCGCACGAAUAGAGUCAGUGCCAAUCUGGCGUUGAAUCAAUAUCGGUGUUCCGCCGUGCUCAAACACAUCUGCUUAUCCAAUACAUUGACACUACAUUUCGUGGUGUCUAUUGUCCAAAAGUAAAUGGCUGCUUGUCAGAUAGUAAUAGCGAGCGAGCUGCUUGUCUCAUCGAAUCUACUUUCUCUCACCGACACGUCUACCAUAGUCAAGUCACAAUGUACUUACUCCACUAGGGGAGAGAGUUCAAUGCCAAGGCAGAGGCGCACGUUGUUCUCUCUCCCACCAACACCUUCCGGACCUGAGCAUGGCAUAGACCUGAAUCUGGAAUUGAGCUCUCACCUUAUCUCUACUUUCUCUCAUUCUAUAUAACGUUGAUUAUCCAAUUGUUAGUGUGCCUUACAUUCACUAUGGGCGAGCGUAUCCGACCAACGCCUUCUGGACUUGGGGUAUAGACCUGAAUUCCGCCGCGAGAUGUCUCUCUUCGGAGUGCUUGGGAUAUCAUUCUGUUCCAUCGGCAUUUUAAACGGAAUGAGCAGCGCUCUUCAGACGGGGUUGUUCUCUGGAGGUCCGCUGGGUCUG